Molecule: messenger RNA, 1266 nt
Organism: Ophidiomyces ophidiicola
Lineage: Eukaryota; Fungi; Ascomycota; Eurotiomycetes; Onygenales; Onygenaceae
Exons: 1
Coding region: 1-1266 (421 amino acids)
Source: RefSeq, a predicted model, not a curated record
AUGACAUGGACUCCUCUACGGUCUUCUAGGAGGACCCAUGCUUCAAUAUGCCAAUUCUGCCAGUUUUCUACGUUUUCUCCCAAACAAUUUAGCCUGUCAUCUCAACCUUCGCCCUUGCCAGCACGCCCCAAAGGCCCUCGAAAAACGUCUCUUAGACCCAGAAACAGUCCGACAAGGUUCGGAUUCCUUAACGUCUCUGCUCAGACUCUUGCGUGUCUUUCGGCUACCCCGCCUCAAAAUGACCCAGACCAUAUGCUUCGUGACGCGCUCCAAGACUCCCAUGCAAUAAUUACGGCGACGACGUUACCUACGGAAGAAACAAUCCUUCAUUUGUUUGAACGAUGCAAGAUCAUCGCCGAUAUCGCCCUUUCUGAUCAUUAUAUCUCGACGCAGAAGACCGAAAACAAUGCCACGUCGUCACUGCUGGACUUGGAAGACGAGAAUGGCGCGAGUAACAAGGCGCCCGCAAAAACAAAAGUAAUACCGAAGAAAAAUUUCCGACAGAGGGCUAUCAUUGCGGUAUCAUCGCUGCUAAAUGAAGUGAUAUGCGACCCGAAAGUCUUCAUAUCACCGAAUAUACUACGCGAAUAUACCAUCAUCCAGACCCAACUUAAGAAAGCCAACCAUUUCCCUGAAGUUUUCUCCCUCUACGCCAACAAGCCCGCACCGCAAGCCAACGGCUCGGUAAUAACAUACCGUGCCGAAAAUCCUAAGGCUGCGAAAAAUGCUAUUCCGCAAGACCUGGCUGACAUGGCUCUCGACGUAGCCAUUGAACAAAAAAAUCUCCCCCUCGCCUUCGCUAUCGUCGAUAAAACCUUCUGCGCCCCCGCCUUCCACCGCGCCAAAAUCCUCCGAAAGGCCUCUCUGCCCAUUGCCGGACUAGCUAGCACCCCGCUUGCAGCAUACGGGCUGGCCAGUUAUGCCGCCACCUUCCAGAAUACCAUCAACCCAACUACAUCAACGUGGAUGGCUUUCUCCGCCAUCAUGGCAUAUGUUACGUGUACAUCGUCCCUCGGGCUUAUUGCACUCGCCACGGCAAAUGAUCAGAUGCGCCGGGUGGUGUGGUUACAGGGGACGCCGUUGCGAUAUCGGUGGCUGAGGGAAGAGGAACGCUGCGCAAUGGAUAAGAUUGCUAUGGCUUGGGGGUUCAAAGACCCUUGGAUGCAGGGUGAGGAGGAAGGGGAAGAGUGGGAGAGCUUGAGGGAGCUUUUGGGGAUGAGGGGCAUGAUUUUGGAUAAAACGGAUUUGAUGGACGGUAUGGAGUAG